AUCAGGGCGUCGCAGUUGGGCAGAGAGAGUGACGAAGCCGAGAAGCAGACUUCAUAUACCUGUUGAGAAUGAGGGCAAGAAGCUACAGUUAUAGUCCUUCUCCGCCAAGGGGUUAUGGUCGAAGAGGGCGUAGUCCUAGCCCAAGGGGACGACAUAGAACUCGGGGAAGAGAUCUUCCUACAAGUCUUCUAGUUCGUAAUCUGCGUCGUGAUUGUAGGCCAGAGGAUUUACGCAGGCCUUUUGGCCAGUUUGGCCCUCUCAAGGACAUCUAUUUGCCACGUGAUUAUCAUACGGGCGAACCACGUGGGUUUGGUUUUGUGCAGUAUGUUGAACCUGCUGAUGCUGCAGAAGCCAAAUAUCAGAUGGAUGGGCAAAUUUUUCAUGGUCGGGAACUAACUGUUGUAUUUGCAGAGGAAAAUAGAAAGAAGCCUGCUGAGAUGAGGGCGCGUGAACGUACAAGCAGGGGGGGUCGAGCACGGGAUGACAGGCCAUAUUCCAGGCAUUCGCGAUCUCCUCGAUAUUCACGCUCUCCUUACUAUUCACGUUCCCGAUCUCGUAGCCCCAGUUAUCACUCUCCUUCUCCCAGGCCAAAGGAAUACACAAGAUCAAUUUCACCAGACCACAAGAGGUCUCACCGUGAUGACUCGUAUCAUCAAUCUCCAUACAAUUCAAGAAGCAGAAGCCCUGUUGACUUUACUCAAAGGAGAUCUGUGAGAGAAAGAUCUGCAUCAGUGAGUGGUUAGUUGAUGCCUGGGGCUAAACUAUAUAGAUUGCAUUUCUGUUGGUGGAUAAAUGUAGUGGGAUUAUAUUUCGGUGGAGCAUAAUUGUCUUUCUAUGUUAUCUCCAGUCCUUAUGGAAUCACAGUAUUUGUACUUUUAUUGGCUUGGAUACGGAAAAAUCCACAGUAUAUCGGCUAUCUUUCUUUUCUUGAAAUGCAAAAACAAAGUAGUUUCUUU
Nymphaea colorata (pocket water lily) is the source of this 956-nucleotide messenger RNA. RefSeq names its product serine/arginine-rich SC35-like splicing factor SCL30A. The record is from RefSeq and is a predicted model, not a curated record. Gene Ontology annotation, biological process: mRNA splicing, via spliceosome. Gene Ontology annotation, molecular function: RNA binding. NCBI's taxonomy places the organism in Eukaryota, Viridiplantae, Streptophyta, Magnoliopsida, Nymphaeales, Nymphaeaceae. Gene Ontology annotation, cellular component: nuclear speck; cytoplasm. The coding region runs from base 69 to 743 and encodes 224 amino acids. The transcript is spliced from 6 exons.